Molecule: messenger RNA, 2103 nt
Organism: Linum trigynum
Lineage: Eukaryota; Viridiplantae; Streptophyta; Magnoliopsida; Malpighiales; Linaceae
Source: the annotation of a GenBank genome assembly
CUUCAUUGAUAAUUCAAUCCAUGCAUCCAGUCAACAACAACAACAAAAGAAUUCGAAGAGGUAGAAAUUAGUCGCGGUUGGUUGCUGGCUCUGGUUGGAGAAAACAGAAAGAAAAUCAAAUCCAAUAAGCCAUCCCCUGUUUCAAUUUUUCAAAAGGCAACACAAAAAAGCUAAACGUGGGUAAGAUAGAUAAAUAGCAGAACCCCUGAACCUCCACUAACCAUUCCGCUCUCCGGCCAGCUCCCAAAACCUAGGGAGUAGAGAAGACGGAAGAGCAUGGCGGGCGAAAUUAAAGCGGGAGAAGAAGUGGUUGUGGCCGCAGAUGUUAAAGCCAUCGACAAGGAGAAAUCAUCAUUCACGGGCUACGCGUUGAGCCCAGCAGCCCGUUUGUUCCACUCGCCCAAGUUCAACUGUUACAUCGUCGCCAUCAUGGGCUGCAAGACCAAGAUCAACCCCGCCGUCGUCAAGCUCGGACUGGAGCGCACGUUGAUCAAACACCCUCGUUUCUCCAGCAAACCGGUGGUUGAUGGUUGCAAAGGCAGGAAAAUGAAAUGGGAGCAGACUGAAGUCAAUCUAGAUGAUCACAUUAUCAUUCCAAAUCUGGAUGAUGGCGAUGUGGUGGAGUCACCGGAUAAAUUUGUUGAAGACUAUGUUUCUCAUCUCACCACAUUGCCAUUAGACUUAAACAAGCCAUUAUGGGAGCUACACUUGUUGAACGUGAAAACUUCUGAUGCAGAAGCUGUUGGGGUGUUCAAGAUCCAUCAUUCCAUAGGUGAUGGUGCCUCAUUGGUGUCUCUUCUUCUAGCUUGUACCCGAAAAUCCUCCGACCCUGAAGAAUUGCCUACUGUUCCCAUGAACAACAAGCCUUCUCCUGGUGCUGCUGCUCUCUCUGGUGGGGUGUUUUUGUUGAUUUGGACGUUGCUGAAGCUGAUUUGGAACACUUUGGUGGAUUUGUUUCUGUUUGCUGCUACAAUGUUGUUUCUGAAAGAUACAAAGACUCCGAUCAAAGCUCUAAAAGUGGAAGGACAGCAGCUCAGGAGGUUUGUGCACCGUACUGUUAGCUUGGAUGACAUUAAGCUGGUGAAGAAUGCAUUGAAUAUGACGAUCAAUGAUGUCAUAGUCGGAGUAACACAAGCUGGUCUCUCGAAAUAUCUAUACCGAAGAUAUGGUGAAGAUCAGCAACAUAGGGGAACAGAAAGUCAGAAACUCGAUAUUCCGAGGAACAUAAGGCUUAGAGCAUCAGUUCUAGUUAACUUAAGGCCAACAACCGGGAUCCAGGAUUUGGCUGAUUUGAUGGCCAAGGGACCGAAGGAGAAAUGGGGAUGGGGGAACUGGAUAGGGUACCUAAUGCUUCCUCUCACCAUUUCCUCACAAGAUGAUCCUCUAGAACAUGUUCGAAGGGCGAAGUCCAUAAUUGAUCGAAAGAAGCUCUCUUUAGAACCCGUUUUCACAUGUCUGGGCGCCAGGAUAGUCAUCCAGACAUUGGGAGUCAAGGUGGCUUCUUGGAUUGCUAACAGAGUCCUUUUUAACACUACAUUAGCCUUCUCAAACAUGGCCGGUCCUGUAGAAGAAAUCAGCUUUUAUGGUCACCCACUCUCUUACCUUGCUCCAACCGUCUAUGGCCAUCCCCAUGCGCUGACGAUUCAUUUCCAGAGUUAUUGCAACACGAUAACCAUAUCUCUGGCUGUUGAUCCGGGAUUGAUUCCUGAUCCUCAUGUGCUCUGUGGUGACCUUGAAGAUUCUCUUAAAGCCAUCAAGGAAGCUGUUGUGCAGAAAUUUGUACAGAAAGAUCCCGGUAUUGUGUAGAGAAAGAACAAGUAAUGGCAGAAAACCGUCUUAGCUUUCACCAAGAGAUAGAUAGGUACAGAGAACGCUCUGAAUAUAGAGAUGUUAAGGAAAUGGCCAGAGGACGAUACUAUGCAGAAAUACAUGUAAAGCACAGACUACACAGAAUCACCGAUAGAUGUUAAAACAUCUUUUGGUUUGUAAGGUACAUAUUCACAUUGUUUUGAUUUAGGAUUGCUAGAUCGAGUGAGUAUAAAAAAUCCAUUCUUGUUGCUGGUUGUGUUUUGCUGGUCUGUCAAAUGAAUAAGAGAUCGCGUU